AUGCCGGCCACUGCAGGGAGGGUUCGAAUGCCCGCAAACAACCGGAUGCAUAGUAGCGCCGCCUUGCAAACUCACGCGAUUUGGCAAACUGCAAUCGGGUAUGACCCUUAUGCGCCUAAUAAAGAUGAUUCCAAGGGUUCAUCGAAUCAGGUGACUGCCACUGCCGAACCCGAUGGUGGAAUCGCAUACGCCAACUUUCAAAGGCUUUUAGCGCUUGCCCGAAUCUCAGGUCCGAACGCCGACGUGGUUCGUGGAGCUUGUAAAAAGUGUGGGCGAGUUGGACACCUUACUUUUCAGUGUAGGAAUUAUAUAAGUUCGAAGAAGAGUAUGGAGAAAGACCCUAAACCGAUACAGGCAGCGGUUUUGCAUGGACCGGAUGGGUUGAAAGGAGGGAAGAAGGAAACGGAGAGCGAGGACGAUGACGAGGAGAGUUCGGAUUCUGAUGUGGAUUCGGAGAUUGAGAGGAUUAUUGCCCAAAGAUUUUCUAGGAAGAAGUCGUCGAAGAAGAAGAUUGAUGACGAUGAUGGUGCUGUUUCAGGGUAUGGGGAGAGAAAGAAGAUAAGGAGGUCGAAGAAAAGGAGUAGUCGGAAGAGAAGAAUUCGUGUUUCCGGUGACGAUAAUGAAAGGAGAACGAAGAGGAGGAAGGAAAGAGGAAGGGACUGA
Messenger RNA from Hibiscus syriacus, 663 nucleotides. Its product is annotated as CAX-interacting protein 4-like. Gene Ontology annotation, molecular function: zinc ion binding; nucleic acid binding. The coding region runs from base 1 to 663 and encodes 220 amino acids. The record is from RefSeq and is a predicted model, not a curated record. NCBI's taxonomy places the organism in Eukaryota, Viridiplantae, Streptophyta, Magnoliopsida, Malvales, Malvaceae. The transcript has a single exon.